CGGACCGGCGAGGAACGGCGGAACGGACCAAUAGUUGUUAUUGCGGGACGAAGCGGAACGAACCUCUUCGGCCGCACUCGCCUCCCUCACGCGCCGCCAGCCACGAAAUAUCCCCCACAAUGGCUUUAGAACUGGCACAGGAAAACAUCUGGUUUGACAAGUGGCGUGUAGAUGAUGCAGAACGCGAGUUCUAUGAGAACAAGUCCAUGCCAGCUAUUGGACGCAGUUGCCAAAGGCCGCCCUGUAUAGGGAGACCUGUAGGGUCUAACUGUAAGCCAAACGACAGUCAAGAGCAGGUGUGUGAAAGUGUCAAGAUGCAAGAGUCGCCCUCUGCUCGCGCCUCUCAAGUUUCUGAAAGGUCUGAAAAGUCGGAAAACUUGAAGAGCAGCCAAGUAGAGCCGCAAGAGGAGGGAAGUCGUGGGGGAUCCAGUUCAGGGGUGAAUCCAGACAUCCUCAACAGGAUCACCAAGCUGGAGGGAGAGAACUGCACCCUGAAGAAGACUGUGUCAACCUUAGAGCAGACCAUCCUGAACCUCACCAAAAGGUUAGCGGCCUUGGAAUGCGGCGGCAAGACCACUACAGCCCCAGCCAAGAGCAAGCCAGAGCCCAUGGAGACUGAAGAGGAUGAUGAUGAGGAAGUUGAUCUCUUUGGCUCAGAUGAUGAUGAUGAGGAGGAGAGUGCAGAAGCUGCCCGCAUUAGGGAAGAACGUUUAAAGGCCUAUGCGGACAAGAAAUCAAAGAAGCCUGGUCCCAUUGCCAAGUCUUCAGUACUCCUUGAUGUAAAGCCAUGGGAUGAUGAAACAGACAUGAAGGUUAUGGAGACCGAAGUACGUAAGAUUGAGAUGGAUGGACUCUUGUGGGGUGCUGCUCAGUUGAAGCCAUUGGCUUUUGGUAUCCAGAAACUCUCAAUUUUGUGUACAGUUGAAGAUGAGAAGGUAUCCAUUGAUGACCUUUGUGAGAAGAUUCAAGAAAUUGAAGAUUACGUGCAAAGUGUAGAUGUUGCUGCUUUCAAUAAAAUCUAAUUGCCAUUCAUUCCACGGUUAAUACAGAAAUAAACAGGAGU
Penaeus indicus is the source of this 1063-nucleotide messenger RNA. Its product is annotated as elongation factor 1-delta-like. The transcript has 9 exons. Gene Ontology annotation, biological process: translational elongation. Bases 120 to 1022 code for a protein of 300 amino acids. Gene Ontology annotation, molecular function: translation elongation factor activity; guanyl-nucleotide exchange factor activity. Lineage: Eukaryota; Metazoa; Arthropoda; Malacostraca; Decapoda; Penaeidae. The record is from RefSeq and is a predicted model, not a curated record. Gene Ontology annotation, cellular component: cytosol; eukaryotic translation elongation factor 1 complex.